This is a messenger RNA of Colletotrichum gloeosporioides, 828 nucleotides long. RefSeq lists its product as uncharacterized. Gene Ontology annotation, biological process: regulation of transcription by RNA polymerase II. The coding region runs from base 1 to 828 and encodes 275 amino acids. The transcript is spliced from 2 exons. The record is from RefSeq and is a predicted model, not a curated record. Gene Ontology annotation, molecular function: DNA-binding transcription factor activity, RNA polymerase II-specific; RNA polymerase II transcription regulatory region sequence-specific DNA binding. Gene Ontology annotation, cellular component: nucleus. NCBI's taxonomy places the organism in Eukaryota, Fungi, Ascomycota, Sordariomycetes, Glomerellales, Glomerellaceae.
AUGGUCUUCACCUGCGGCACGUGCUGGCGUGAGUUCCCUGCCGGGUGGGAGUCGCGCCAGCAACAUUUCGAUGCAACCGGGCACCGCGAGCCGUUGUACGAGUGCGACACGUGCGACAGGUACUGCUCUUCUCGAAGUGGCAUCGAGCAACACAUGAAUGCUCUGGAUCAUUGGGCCGACUCCGUGUCGUCCAAUAGCGACCUGUAUGAAUGCGAUGAUUGUUCCGACGUCUUCUCGGAGGAGGCAGACUUUCGCUACCACGAGCAGCAGUACCAUUACUACUGCGACCCCUGCGACCGCUACUUCGGCAACUGGAACAAUCUGAACCAGCAUCUCAACUCCAGGAUCCAUCGGACCUCAAGUAUCCAAUGCCCUUUCUGCAAGCAGACACGUGCCACCGCGACUGGCCUCAUCCACCAUCUCGAGCAAGGCGGAUGCCCCAACGCCCCCCUCAAUCGUGAGAAGCUCUACGAAGCUGUCCGCCGACGCGACCCGAAUGGGGUCAUUACCAAGAAGCUUCUCACCUGGCAGGGCUCCACCACGUACACGGCAACAGCCAAGACUUGGAACCCGAAGACCCGAGCCUACGAAUGUUACCUGUGUCACCACCAAUAUCGCGCGUUGGAGCAUCUCAAUCAGCACCUCAACUCUCCAGUUCACAAGCAGACACUCUACCAUUGCCCGAACAGCCGCUGUGGAAUGGAUUUCACCCUCUUGGCUGCCGUUAUCAAUCACUUGGAAAGUGAGAGCUGCAAGUUCAUGCACUUCGAUGCUGUUCAGCUGAAUGUCGAGCGCAUCAUCGACCCCGGCCGGAUGAUUUCUUUCUGA